Molecule: messenger RNA, 2186 nt
Organism: Gossypium raimondii (Peruvian cotton)
Lineage: Eukaryota; Viridiplantae; Streptophyta; Magnoliopsida; Malvales; Malvaceae
Exons: 5
Coding region: 201-1736 (511 amino acids)
Biological process (GO): transport
Cellular component (GO): membrane; Golgi apparatus
Source: RefSeq, a predicted model, not a curated record
AUAGGUUGGUGGUAGUACAGCCACGGAGCCGCGCGUAUAGGGCGCGUAACUGUACUUCCCGCUCACCGACAGUGACGGUGUGCUUGCUUCUUUGAUUUAACCAUUGCUUCAAUCUUACUCACUCUGCUUUCCCUUCAAAUUCGCCGAUCUACUCUCUGGAUCUGGUUAGAGCCUAAGGCUAUUCCCCCAAUUUCCUAGCCAUGGAUUCCGCAUAUCUAAUAUCUAUCUUCCUUCUAUUAUCAACCGCAUUAACAACCAUCAACGCCUCCAUCCACAUUUACCAAAACCAACUCUUCAAUGAAGUCGGAAAUGCUUAUCUUCUCCCUGGCGGCAGUGAAGGCCUCGCUGCUUCUCGUUCCUCCGACAACUCCGUUUCCGAUGGCCGCUCUUUUAUCCGAUUUGAGAAUAUCACAUUCUGGAGGACUCAGGCUGCUGCAGAUGAACAGUCCGACAAGGAACAUGGUACCGGGUUGAUACAAGCUGUGAUUUUCGAGGCUGCUGAUAGAAAUAAUAUAGGUGGUUCAGCUUAUGGUGGACAGAGAUCGAUAUGUUGUACCCCUGAUCUUGCUAAGCUGGAAGGGUGCAAGCAAGGCGAAGUCAUUCGGAUACCUUCCUCAACAGAUAGUAAAUGGCCUAUGGUUCUGAACAUAUAUUUUGGUGGGAACGACUUGUCAACAAGUAUGGACAAUGCUAAGGUCCCCAUCAUGAAAACGGGGAUGUAUAAUUUGUUUUUCAUAGCAUGUGAUCCGAAGCUAAAGGGAACAACAAUGAGUGGGAAGACCGUGUGGAAGAAUCCUGAUGGUUAUUUACCUGGGAGAAUGGCACCAUUGAAGAAGUUUUAUGUUUUCAUGAUGAUUGCCUAUUUGUUGCUUAGUGCCAUUUGGUUCUCACAGUACGUGAGGUUUUGGAAAGAUAUCCUGCUACUUCAGCACUGUAUCACUGCUGUCAUUGGUCUCGGUUUGUUUGAAAUGAUAUUGUGGUAUUUCGACUAUUCUAAUUUUAACAGUACAGGAAUGAGGCCUGUUGUAAUUACAACUUGGGUUGUGACAGUUGGAGCAAUAAGAAAAACACUUUCUCGACUUCUCAUUCUUUCUGUUUCGAUGGGUUAUGGUGUUGUACGUCCAACUUUAGGUGGCCUUACUUCAAAGGUGCUUCUUCUUGGAGCUACUUAUUUUCUGGCCGCUGAAUUGCUGGACAUUACUGAGUAUGUAGGGACCAUCAAUGACAUAUCAGGAAGAGCAAGACUCUUCCUAGUCCUUCCUGAUGCAUUCCUGGAUGCGUUUUUGAUAUUGUGGAUCUUUACAUCUCUUUCAAAAACACUAGAGCAGUUACAGGUAAAGAGAAUAUCAGCAAAGCUGGACCUCUAUAGGAAAUUCUCAAAUGCACUAGCUGUGGCAGUGAUUGCUUCGGUCGCAUGGAUAACUUUUGAGGUAUACUUCAAAGCAACAGAUCCAUUCAAUGAGAGGUGGCAAAGUGCUUGGAUCAUCACAGCUUUCUGGGACAUUCUUUCAUUUGCACUACUCUGUGUUAUUUGCUACCUCUGGGCUCCAUCUCAGAGCUCCCAAAGAUAUGCAUACUCGGAAGAUGUCAAGGACGAAUUUGAUGAUGAAGAAGCUCAAUCUCUAACAAGGGGGCAGUCUGAUGGGGAUGUCAAUUUAGUCAAGCAAGAGAGAAAUAAUGGAAAUGCCGGUGUCUCUGAUCCCGAAGAUGACUCAGAAGAGGAUAAGAGGGAGUAAAAUCUCUCAAAGUCUAACACGAUUUUAAUCAGCAACCUUGUUCCGCCGUGUCAAAACCACCUCAACUGGGCCCAUUGGAAGAUAACAUGUUAUACUUGAAGCAACAAUUCUUCGAAUCAGCUUGCAAAGGGAGCCCAUUUGUUGCCAAACAUUGAUGCUUGCUUACUGUUGCCGUGGGGUAGAUUUGUUUUAUCUUUUGUCCAUAUUAAUUUUUAUUUUGAUUACAUGAUUAUAGGGAAAUGGGUCAUUUCCAUGCCAUUUUUAUGAUGGGGGAAACCUUCCCUGCGGUCUUGAUGUACUUCUAAAGGUUCCACAAGUUGAAUUUUGUUUCUUCUUCUUUUUUGGGGGUUUGUUUUUUAAUAAUCAAAGGUUGUAAUUUUUGCCGUUAUGUUAUGCUUUUAACAGUAUAAAAUGCACAUUUGAUUUCAAACACGCAAACGAUUUUCUUAA